CUCAUUAAUCCGACACACCACGUUCUGUUUCAACGCUCGCACUCAAUGACGUUGAGUGACGCCUUACUUGAUAUUGUUUAGAUGCGGGGGAACUUAUUCCAACUGUGUUGGCGAUAAAUUGAGGACGGUAAGACUAGUGAGAUUGAGAGGAGCUUCAUCGAGCGAUCAGCCUCCUCUUUGAUGACGAGUUUGAGGAGUUCAAUCAAAGCGAUACAUUUCAGUAGAAAUUCAUCUGAAGUAAAUAGCUACGGUACGCGGCCUAAACGGCGCAGUUCAGUCUUAUGGAGUAUAUAAAUCACUAAGUGCUUUUCUAUGCAUUCGUUCCUUCAAACUUUGCAUCACACAGUCUUUAUCGUUUCAGGGCAUUUCAAGCAGUACAAACAAGCAUUCAAAAUGAAGUUCACGCACCCUGCUCUUUUGGCUUUAUUCAGCACGACCACAGCACUUCCUUUUUUUCAUGGCUCUCAUCCCUCCCUGAAGGAAGGCUUGCUCCCAAGACAAGAACCCCUUCCAACUACUCCCACGAACUCCCCACCCUUCACCAUGCCCUCAGGAACAGGUUUCGGCGGUUUCCCUGCUUUCCCAACAGGAACAGGGAUGACUCCACAUCAUGGCGGCCAUGGGGCCGCCAGCCCUUCUGGCUCUGUUAAGCAUCACAGCGCAGGUCCACACCCUCGACCCACGAAAUCGAAAUCGAGAAACGUGCCACGCCAGUUCCCAACCGCCACGCCGCCCAGCUACGGCUCGUGGCCGACCGGUGUGAAUUCCGACAAUGGGGCGGGUUUCCUUGGAGGUGGAGGAUCUGCUCCAACUGGGUUCCCGACGAAUGGCAAACAUCCACACCACACGGCUCCUUACCCAUCCCCGUACCCCACACUUUGAUUCUCCUGGCAUUGGGACAGCCCCCUUUCGCCGUUUUCGGCUGGGAGGGGGGGAUCUUCUUGAUCUUCCAGUACGACCGGCUCAGGCUUCCCCCUUCCCAACUGCUGCUCCUUCAGCAUUCGGGACCUCUGUGCUCAAUUUCAAGAUUGAUCUAUUCUGGGGAGCUUGUCUUCUGGAGCGAGUUAGUCAUCUAGGCUGUUUGGAGAUUGGAACGGUGUCCUGCUUUAUGACAAUG
This is a messenger RNA of Hyaloscypha bicolor E, 1117 nucleotides long. RefSeq lists its product as uncharacterized. The coding region runs from base 313 to 882 and encodes 189 amino acids. NCBI's taxonomy places the organism in Eukaryota, Fungi, Ascomycota, Leotiomycetes, Helotiales, Hyaloscyphaceae. The transcript has a single exon. The record is from RefSeq and is a predicted model, not a curated record.